Molecule: messenger RNA, 1165 nt
Organism: Quercus lobata
Lineage: Eukaryota; Viridiplantae; Streptophyta; Magnoliopsida; Fagales; Fagaceae
Product: ribosomal RNA small subunit methyltransferase NEP1-like
Exons: 8
Coding region: 125-940 (271 amino acids)
Biological process (GO): rRNA base methylation
Cellular component (GO): nucleus; small-subunit processome
Molecular function (GO): rRNA (pseudouridine) methyltransferase activity; rRNA binding
Source: RefSeq, a predicted model, not a curated record
AGAGUGUUUUCCGUUUUGUCUUUCUUUCUUAGGGUUUAAGGCUGCUCCAAAGUUUGCAACAGUCCCAAGUCACCACACCAAACCAAACCAGGAAGUCUAAUACUCAUCUUCUCCAAACCCCAAAAUGGUGAGGACGUAUGCAGUGAAAGGGAAGAAGCGAAAAAAUAGGGAGGAGAGGCGUGACAGAGAGCAAGAUGCAAAGAGAGCCAUUACAGAGAAAACAAGUGAUGGUGAGGAAGAAGGAAAGGAGGUGGUGAAUGAACUUGAGGGUAUUCCAGUUGCCCCAACUGAGCAGAAUAAUACCAACAAAGGCAGGCUCAUCUUCAUUCUUGAAAAGGCAUCUUUGGAAGUCGCAAAAGUUGGAAAGAGUUACCAGCUUUUGAACUCAGAUGACCAUGCAUAUUUCUUGAAGAAAAAUAACAGAAAUCCUUCUGAUUACCGGCCUGACAUUGUUCAUCAGGCUCUCCUAAUGAUUUUGGAUAGCCAACUUAAUAAGAGUGGGAUGGUACAAGCUGUGUAUGUGAAAACAGAGAAAGGUGUUCUUUUUGAAGUUAAACCACAUGCUCGUCUUCCAAGGACAUUCAAGCAUUUCUGUGGUCUUAUGUUGCAGCUUCUACAAAAAUUGAGUAUCACUGCUGCUGGUAAGCGUGAGAAACUUUUGCGUGUGAUCAAGAACCCUGUAAGCCGGUAUCUUCCUGUCAAUUCUCGCAAAAUAGGCUUGUCAUUUAGUUCUGAAAAAUUGGUUAAUAUAAACAAUUAUGUGAGCUCUGCGGGCACCGGUGAUGUUGAUCUUGUUUUUGUGGUUGGUGCAAUGGCCCAUGGUAAAAUUGAUAGGGAGGAUGCUGAUGAUUUUAUAUCAAUUUCCGGUUACCCUCUGAGUGCUGCAUACUGUAUUGGAAAGAUUACCAAUGCUUUCGAGACAAAGUAUAACAUCUUGUGAACCCCACUCACUCUUUGCUAUUUAUCAACUAUAUGAUAGCGUUUCUACCAAGGCAAAUACAUUUGAUCAAUCAAAGAAAUAUGGCACAUGUUCUCAGCAAGUGGUACUAGUCUCUCAGUAGCAAGGGAUAAAAAAUUUCUUUUCUUUUUAAAUGUAAUUUUGUUAUGCAAAGCAUUUUGGGUAUAUUAGCUGUCAAGUUGAGAUAAUUGAGGGACAGAAAUAUGA